AUAUACGGUAUCUUUUUCACAUGAAAUAAUAUAUAUCGGUAUAUUUUUAGCGGUCAGCCGGUAUAUUUGUCUUUCAAUCCACGGUCACACUGGUGCGCAGGCAUCGAAAUCGUUUUUUGCUGUAAAAAUAGUGCAGUGCAGACAAACCGGCUCGAGUAGAAACUAAACAACAUGUCACGUUUCUUUGCCAACGGUUCCGACUCGGAAUCCGAGUCCAGCGAGGAGGAGGUCCAAGCGCCAAACUUCAACAAAGCCUCCGCCUUUCAAUUCAGCGACGAUGAGGAGGAAGUCAAGCGCGUGGUUCGCUCCACCAAGGAGAAGCGUUACGAGAACUUAACCAGUAUCAUCAAGACCAUCCGCAACCACAAGAAGAUCAAGGAUAUACCCAAUACCUUGAGCAGCUUUGAGGAUCUGACGCGAGCCUACACAAAGGCCCUGCCCGUCAUCUCAAAGGAGGAAAAUGGCAUUACGCCGCGAUUCUACAUUCGCUGCUUGGCGGAACUGGAGGAUUUCAUCAACGAGAUCUGGGAGGACCGCGAGGGCCGUAGAAAUCUGUCCAAGAACAACACCAAGUCGUUGGGCACAUUGCGCCAAAAGGUGCGCAAGUACAUCAAGGACUUUGAGGAGGAUUUGUCGCGCUUCCGCGAAGCACCCGACCAGGAGAGUGAAGCUGAAGACGAAGAGGCCCAUGUGAGCGACGCGGGGGAUGCAGCUGAUGACAGCGAUGUGGGAUUCAAGAAGGAGCUGUCGGUGACCGUUCCCAAGCUCGCCAAAUCUGCCCCAGCCAAGGUGGUACCCGCCGACGAUGACGACUCGGACGAUUCCAUUGAUUGGGACUCGGAUACAGAGAGUGAAACCGAGUCUUCCGAGGACGAAAACCAGUACCAGAAUAUGCGGGAGCGUUUCCUGAAAAGAUCCACUGAGAAGGGAGAAGAGAAGAUAGGCGAUGAAGAGAAGCGUAAGGAUAAGCGCAAGGAGCAGAAGCUGAAGAUCCGCAAGCGUGCCGAAGACGACGAAGAUGGCGAAUGGGAGACGGUGGUCAAGGGCCAUGUCGUGGAGAAGCCCAAGAUGUUCGAAAAGGACGCCGAGAUCGAUAUUCCCUUGGUGCUGGCUAAGCUCGUGGAGAUUAUGUCGGCUCGUGGCAAGAAGCGCACCGAUCGUCGUCUCCAAAUCGAUCUACUCUUCGAGUUGAGGGACAUCUCCGAUCAGCACAAUCUGGGCGUUCCCGUCUCGGUGAAGAUCCACUUCAACAUUAUCUCUGCCAUUUUCGAUUACAAUCAAAAGAUUUCGGAGCCCAUGAAGAUGGAGCACUGGGCCCUGCUGCUGGAGGUGAUGCAGAGCAUGAUGAAGCUGCUUCUGGCCAAUCCCGACAUCAGCAUAAGCGAGAGCGUUGCUGAGGAGCACGAGGAAUACACCGCGGCUCCGUUCUACAUCCGCGGUUGCCCACUAGCCGCCGUCGAGCGUCUGGAUGACGAGUUCACCAAGCUGCUGAAGGAGUGCGAUCCACAUUCGAACGACUAUGUGUCCCGCUUGAAGGACGAGAUGAACGUGGUGAAGACGAUUGAGUUGGUCCUUCAGUACUUCGAGCAGUGCGGCAACCCCAACGAACGCUGCAGGAUUUACUUGAGAAAGAUCGAGCACUUGUACUACAAAUUCGAUCCGGAGGUGCUGAAGAAGAAGCGUGGCGAGGUGCCGGCCACCACAGCCACCUCGGUCGACGUGAUGGAUAAACUGUGCAAGUUCAUUUAUGCCAAGGACGAUACCGAUCGUAUCAGAACUCGAGCUAUCCUGGCGCACAUCUAUCACCAUGCCAUGCACGACAAUUGGUUCCAGGCACGCGAUCUGGUGCUCAUGUCUCACCUGCAGGACAACAUCGAUGCCGCUGAUCCCGCCACGCGCAUCCUGUACAACCGCAUGAUGGCCAACUUGGGUCUAUGCGCCUUCCGUCAGGAGAACGUGAAGGAUGCCCAUCACUGCCUGGUGGAUUUGAUGGUCACCGGCAAGCCCAAGGAGCUGCUGGCUCAGGGCUUGCUGCCACAGCGUCAGCACGAGCGCUCCGCUGAGCAGGAGAAGAUUGAGAAACAGCGCCAGAUGCCAUUCCACAUGCACAUCAAUCUGGAGCUGCUCGAGUGUGUGUAUCUGGUGUCCGCCAUGCUGCUGGAGAUUCCCUACAUUGCAGCGCACGAGUUCGAUGCCCGCCGCCGCAUGAUCAGCAAGACGUUCUACCAGCAGUUGCGCUCCUCGGAGCGUCAGUCCCUGGUGGGUCCCCCUGAAUCCAUGAGGGAGCACGUGGUGGCCGCCGCCAAGGCGAUGCGCUGUGGCAACUGGCAGGCCUGCGCCAACUUCAUUGUCAACAAGAAAAUGAACACCAAGGUGUGGGAUCUGUUCUACGAGUCGGACCGCGUGCGUGAGAUGCUUGUCAAGUUCAUCAAGGAGGAGUCGCUGCGGACAUACCUGUUCACCUACUCCAACGUCUACACUUCCAUAAGCAUACCAUCCCUGGCCCAGAUGUACGAGCUGCCCGUCCCGAAGGUCCACUCGAUCAUAAGCAAGAUGAUCAUCAACGAGGAGCUGAUGGCCAGCCUCGACGAUCCCUCGGAAACUGUGGUCAUGCACCGCUCGGAGCCCUCCCGCCUGCAGGCCCUGGCCAUGCAGUUUGUCGACAAGGUGACCAACCUGGUGGACGUCAACGAGAAGGUCUUCGAUAUGAAGCAGGGCAACUUCUUCCAGCGCGGCAACAUGGGUAAUCGCGGGGACCGCGGCUACAACCGCAACCAGAACAACCAGGGCGGCAACUGGGGCGGCCAGCGACGGGACAAUCGCAAUCAGCGCAACCGCAACCAGCGUGGACAUCACAAGAACCAACAACAGCAGCAGCAACAGCAAGUCCAAACCAUCGACGAGGAGUAGACGCCAAGACCGCUAUCCUCAUCCUCUGUGGGCGAACAGAACAAAUUUGUAACACUUCAAAACUAUUAAAAUGGAAUGGUCAUGGACAACUCUUGAUGUUAGCUGCAGCCAGGCCUCCGAUUCAGUUCUCCAACUGAGUCGGAGGUCUGCUCCUAUCCGCCAUCAUUGCCUCUGUUGUUGCCAAGUCCCAAAAGAAUUUGUUUUAGCGCUCAUUAGUUAAAGAAACAUAAUUGAUAAUAGCAUUUUGUAUCAGCCUGUAACGGAUAACUUAAAAACCAUAAAAAGAAAGAACAAAACGA
Drosophila subobscura is the source of this 3209-nucleotide messenger RNA. It is a transcript of the gene eIF3c, whose product is annotated as eukaryotic translation initiation factor 3 subunit C. Gene Ontology annotation, cellular component: eukaryotic translation initiation factor 3 complex. The record is from RefSeq and is a predicted model, not a curated record. Gene Ontology annotation, biological process: translational initiation. The coding region runs from base 172 to 2910 and encodes 912 amino acids. The transcript has 3 exons. Gene Ontology annotation, molecular function: translation initiation factor binding; RNA binding; translation initiation factor activity. Lineage: Eukaryota; Metazoa; Arthropoda; Insecta; Diptera; Drosophilidae.